This is a messenger RNA of Perognathus longimembris pacificus (Pacific pocket mouse), 5218 nucleotides long. It is a transcript of the gene Hnrnpa3, whose product is annotated as heterogeneous nuclear ribonucleoprotein A3. Lineage: Eukaryota; Metazoa; Chordata; Mammalia; Rodentia; Heteromyidae. The record is from RefSeq and is a predicted model, not a curated record. The transcript has 11 exons. Gene Ontology annotation, molecular function: RNA binding. Bases 81 to 1220 code for a protein of 379 amino acids.
CGUCACGUGACGACUAGCCCCGCCUCUUCCUCUCGGUCCCAUAUUGAACUCGAGUUGGAAGAGGCGAGUCCGGUCUCAAAAUGGAGGUAAAACCGCCGCCCGGUCGCCCCCAGCCCGACUCCGGCCGUCGCCGCCGUCGCCGGGGGGAGGAGGGCCAUGAUCCAAAGGAACCAGAGCAGCUGCGGAAGCUGUUUAUUGGUGGUCUGAGCUUUGAAACUACAGAUGAUAGUUUAAGAGAACAUUUUGAGAAAUGGGGCACACUCACAGAUUGUGUGGUAAUGAGAGAUCCUCAGACAAAACGUUCCAGGGGCUUUGGUUUUGUGACUUACUCUUGUGUUGAAGAGGUGGAUGCAGCCAUGUGUGCUAGACCCCACAAGGUUGAUGGACGUGUUGUAGAACCAAAGAGAGCAGUUUCUAGAGAGGAUUCUGUGAAGCCAGGAGCCCAUCUAACAGUGAAGAAAAUUUUUGUUGGUGGUAUUAAAGAAGAUACAGAAGAAUAUAAUUUGAGAGACUACUUUGAAAAAUACGGCAAGAUUGAAACCAUAGAAGUUAUGGAAGACAGGCAGAGUGGAAAAAAGAGAGGAUUUGCUUUUGUAACUUUUGAUGAUCAUGAUACAGUUGAUAAAAUUGUUGUUCAGAAAUACCACACUAUUAAUGGGCAUAAUUGUGAAGUGAAAAAGGCCCUUUCUAAACAAGAGAUGCAGUCUGCUGGAUCACAAAGAGGUCGUGGAGGUGGAUCUGGCAACUUUAUGGGUCGUGGAGGAAACUUUGGAGGUGGUGGAGGUAAUUUUGGACGUGGUGGAAACUUUGGUGGAAGAGGAGGCUAUGGUGGUGGAGGUGGUGGCAGCAGAGGUAGCUAUGGAGGAGGUGAUGGUGGAUACAAUGGAUUUGGAGGUGAUGGUGGCAACUAUGGCGGUGGUCCUGGUUAUAGUAGUAGAGGAGGUUAUGGUGGUGGUGGACCAGGUUAUGGAAACCAAGGUGGUGGAUAUGGUGGUGGAGGAGGAGGUUAUGAUGGUUACAAUGAAGGAGGAAAUUUUGGUGGCGGUAACUACGGUGGUGGUGGAAACUAUAAUGAUUUUGGAAAUUACAGUGGACAACAGCAGUCAAAUUAUGGACCCAUGAAGGGGGGCAGUUUUGGUGGAAGAAGCUCUGGCAGUCCAUAUGGUGGUGGUUAUGGAUCUGGUGGUGGAAGUGGUGGAUAUGGUAGCAGAAGGUUUUAAAAACGACAGAAAAAGGGCUACAGUUCUUAGCAGGAGAGAGAGCGAGGAGUUGUCAGGAAAGCUGCAGGUUACUUUGAGACAGUCGUCCCAAAUGCAUUAGAGGAACUGUAAAAAUCUGCCACAGAAGGAACGAUGAUCCAUAGUCAGAAAAGUUACUGCAGCUUAAACAGGAAACCCUUCUUGUUCAGGACUGUCAUAGCCACAGUUUGCAAAAAGUGCAGCUAUUGAUUAAUGCAAUGUAGUGUCAAUUAGAUGUACAUUCCUGAGGUCUUUUAUCUGUUGUAGCUUUGUCUUUUUCUUUUUCUUUUCAUUACAUCAGGUAUAUUGCCCUGUAAAUUGUGGUAGUGGUACCAGGAAUAAAAAAUUAAGGAAUUUUUAACUUUUCAAUAUUUGUGUAGUUCAGUUUUUCUACAUUUUAGUACAGAAACUUUAACAAAAUGCAGUUUUGAAGGUGUUUCCUUGUGAGUUAACAAGUAAAGAUCAUUGUUAAUUACUAUUUUGUAUGAAUUUUGCUAAAGUUAACUGUAAAGAAACACCUUACUGACUCGCAAUUUAAGGGGAAUCUAUUCUCCUCAUUUCCAAACCAUGAUAUGAAUGGGCGCUGACAUGUGGAGAGAAUAGAUACUUGUAUGUAUGCAUUGUGUGUUUUAGAUACAUAGGAUUGGGUAUUUAAAUUAGCAUAUUUGUGAAUUUAAUAGCAUUAAGAUUACCUUCAAAUGAAAAAAAAUUCUCAAAAUCCCUAUUUGGUUUUUGUGCAUUUUCUUUCAAUGUAAUCAUGAUUUUAGUGUGUUUAAGAUUUGCUGAAUCCUAGCUGUAUUUAGAACCAUCUCCAUUCUACAUUUACCCUGAUUACAUUUGAGACUGACUGCUACCAUAGUUUUGGAGUGUAAAGCAUGUCUGCUGCCCUCUGUUUAAAUUUGUAAAGGGUAGUGGAUGUUUUCCUCGUCCUUUUAGAAACUAUUCUUAAUUUUCGAUACAGGACCACUAAGUGUGCAAUGUCUGAGCAUAUUAGUGGAUACCUGAUUUUAUUGUUUUUCCUUUGAAACCCCUGAGACCUAUACGUUUUUAUUACUUUCCUUGGUUUAAUUUCUCCAUGCAAGUUUUCAGAGCAAGAGAAUAAAAAGACACUUCAUUGUCAAAUUCUUAACUGGCUGGCAUGCUUUCCUGUUUGUACCUUACACAUUUUUGCUGAGUGAAUCCAAGGAUAGAGAUAUAAUUGUCCAAAAUAACAAUGCAGCAGAUAUGUAGCACAGUUGCUUAGAAUAAGCUGCUCACUUCCCAAAGACAUGGAAUGAAAUUUGGAUAGUUGUUGAGUUCUUAGUUAAAUUCCUACAGAACACACUUACUCAUUAUGUAUAUUUCAACCUAAAUCAUGUUGGUAUGAGUUAGCAAUUUGUUUGGAAGUCCCUGGUUGAGAAGACUUCAAUAUGGUCAUACACUAUAUAAACAAAUGUCUACUGUUUGCGCCAGCUAGUGCUUACAAUUUCACUCAAACCCUUAGUAUGUGCCCUGCUGUUACUCUUUCUUUGGCAGUGAACAUUGAAUUCAAGAUUUUUACGUGGUUUUUAAAGUACUAAGCAAAACAAGCAAUAAAAAGGGGGAUGGGGUGUGCUAGUGUUUGAAUAUGCUCUCUUGUUGCUCUAAUUCUGUGCAUUAUUAAUAUUUGGAUGCAUGCAAUGCCAGCAUGGAAAUUGGUCUUCACAGAUACUGAAGUUUUCCAGAAAACACUCAAACCAAUAAAUGUAUCAAGACAACAUUCCAUUUGUUAAUGGGCAUAUGUGAAUAAGCAGUGUAGAACAUAGGCUUAUAUUAGAAAAUGGUUAAGUCUUUAUUAACAUCAAGUGUGGUUAUAUAAAUGGACACUGUCAAUGUUCAUAACGUGGGUACUUGGUCAAGAUAAUGCUUGGGAAACAUUAAAAUUGAGCUAAAUUGUCUCAAGUUCUUUUAUUCAUAUAAUAAAGGUUGAAAGAAUGGGGAAGAUUUAACAUUUCCUGUUUUUAUGUUUGUGAAAUUGUUUGAUACAACCUUGACAGUAUCCUUUAAUGGCAUAUAGGGUUAAUUGUACUGUUAACCAACUUUCAUGUUCUGGAACUAGCUCAAUAGUUAAAAUCUCAGUAAGUGGAUGUUUACAACCUAUAAGCAGGUGGGUUCUGUUUGUGACCUGUUUAUAAGUUGUAUUAGGUUAGCUUUGAUGAACAGUGUGGAAAAGUAAGCCAUGAGGAGGGUGAUUUAACCAGCUUUAAAGGACCUAAGUUAUGCUUUUUAAAGCACAGUGGUGGAUCAAAGGAAACUCACUAAGACAGGACUUCAGCAGCCUUUUGAUUAUGGACAAGUCAGCAUAAAUAAAGAAUGAGAAGGCAGCAGCAAGAGCUUCAACCACAGAGGAGUGAAAGCAUAAGAUACUAUGAUGAUAGUGAGCAGCUAGUUAAAUCUGCUUAUUACAACUGAAAUAUCGAAGAAAGUCUAGCAGGAAGGAGUUCUUCGCCUUUUGGAACAUCAAUGAGAGAUAGUUGCCACAGACACUAGGUCUAGCAUUUAGACCUGCGAGGAAGGGCAAUAAGCAUUAGGUAAGGCUUGAAUUUGAAUUUUUUCACUAAUUAAAGAGUGAUUUUUUUGUAAAGCAAGGUAAGAGUAAUCUUUUUGAUUUGCAGGUUGAAUGUGAACCCUACUUGCCUAAAUGAGGAAUGUCUUUCCUACCAUCUUAAAUACGAAGGUUUCUGGCUGGGUAAGGUUUGUAGUUCACAGUAAAACCUAUGACACGAUUUAUUUCCCCACAAAUAGAUUACAUAUUUAAUUUCAUCCCCUCUAGUAGGGACUUUGGCAAGAUUCUCAAGCUGAAUUUUUGGUACCACAUUCAAACUUUAAAGCCUCGCAUUUUUUAAUUCCCCUGCAAUGUCAACCAAUGUUCAUUGAGUCAGGCAUGACAUUUUUUUUCAUGUAUAUAGAGCUCAUAAGUGUCUUUAGGAUAAAGGAAAGAAAGUAACCACAAGCAUUACGAAAACCUUUGUUGUAAUAAGCAUAACUUCUGACGAUUAAGCUGCCAAUCCUCAUGUUUAGGGAAAACACUUUAGUGAACUUCCACAAUUAACUGAUGAAACAAAGAUUUGUGUUCCAAAUGUCCUCAUAAGUUACCUUGCAAGGGUUUUUUGUACCAGUAGGUUAAAUUUUGUUUUUAACAGGUUCUAAUAUUUGUUUUUAAAAGACAUCUCAAAAAGACACCUUUCCCCCAUAUUUUGGUUGCUAUUUAAAUCAAUUGCUGGUUGUCAUAAGGGCUAUUUUUUCUGCCCUAAAAGGGCAUGUUAAAAAUGGAAAAUAAAAGGUUUAAUUUGUUUUAGCACUUUCCAGGGGGCAGUUAUUCCAAAUGUGCUAGUUUCUAAGUUGUAAGUCAACGUCCUAUGUGAACAGCAAUAGUUAACCAGAAUAUAGUUGCAGAGAAAGGUUGGGUCUAGAUCACCUCACAGAGUUAAGGUAAUAGCAUUUCUAUGUGGUUUGGUACAAAGAAAUUGGGAAACUUUAUUUUCAAGGUAUUUUCUGUUUCAUCCGAAAUAAAGUGAUUUUAUUUAAAAGCAGUUCCAUUGUCAUUUCUGAAAAGUCACACUUGUGCCAAUAAAGGAUGUUCUUGGAAAUGGUUAGGGGAAACUUGGUCAUUUUGUUAAACCUAUAGGGUAUUGCUUCCGGUACUGCAUUUACAUAAUUUUCAUGUCAAAAACUAUGGUAAAAGUCCAUUUGUUAGAGGACUGAAUAGAAAUAAGCUAGACUUCAAGGUUUUCAGUAUGUCUCUAUGAAAUACUUGUCAACUAUCAGGUUGGUGUCACAAAGUAGUGCAUAAGCAUGCUAGUGUGCAGAAGUGAUAAGGUUUGUUAGCCUGUCCACAAUUCUAAAGCUCCAUUGUUUUCUGACUUAUAAGAGGUGGUCUAUAAUGGAUUUAAAUGUUUCAUUUGUAGUAUAACGAAAUGUUUACAGAAAGAUAACUUUUUCAUUAAAAUAUUUUUUAGAAA